AUGGGGACUUUGGGACCAGUUAUCUGGAUCCUGUCUGCAAUCAUUAUUCAUUGUUCUGCUACAAUUCUUCCAAGAGUAUUGAAUGCCCCGCACAAUGGUCGCGUCUGCAGUACAUGGGGACAAUCUCACUAUAAGACUUUUGACGGCGACAUCUACCAGUUCCCAGGAACCUGCAACUAUGUUUUCUCUUCCCACUGCCAGAACACCUUUGAGGACUUUAACAUCCAAAUCCGACGCUCCCCUGGUCAAGGAGAUACAUCAUUGUCUAAGAUUGUGAUGAAGUUGGAGGGUUCAGUUAUUGAGAUGACAAGAGCAGAAGUCUUAGUUUCAGGCGAAAGCGUUUCUCUGCCAUACAGCCAGCAUGGGAUUCAAGUACAGAGAAGCAGCAUUUAUAUAACUGUGACAUCCAAAACUGGCCUUGUCUUUAUGUGGAACGAAGACGACGCUAUCAUGCUGGACCUGCCAAACAAAUAUAUCAACAGUACAUGUGGAUUGUGCGGAAAUUACAACGGGAAAGCCCAGGACGAAUUUCAUGUGAAUGAUAUACAACUGACCCCUCUGCAGUUUGGAAACUUGCAGAAGUGGAACGGACCCACAGAACAGUGUGAAGAUCCUGUGGCCUCUGCCCCCAAAAACUGCAGCGACUUGGUAAGUAUAUGUUCCAGCUUGCUCGCCAGUUCAGCCUUUGCAGACUGUGUGCUGCUCGUUCCCAUGGGUGACUAUGUAGAUUCCUGUGUGUCGGAUCUGUGCAGCUGCAAUUCUCCUACUGAGGUAUCCUGUGUCUGUGCCACCCUGGCUGAGUACUCACGGCAAUGCGCCCAUGCUGGUGGGAAGCCUCAAUCCUGGAGAAAUCAGCAAUUGUGUGAGAGAAGUUGCCCAAUGAACAUGACCUACAUGGAAUGUGGCACCCCAUGUAUGGAUACCUGCUCAAACCAAGAGAGGACGCUAAUGUGUGAAGAACAUUGUGUAGACGGCUGCUUCUGCCCUCCAGGAACUGUAUUUGAUGACAUUGACAACAGAGGCUGUGUGCCAGUGUCUGAGUGCUUCUGUACCUACAACAAUAGAAAAUACGCACCAGGAGAAUCCUACAACAGCAACUGCCGCACAUGCGCCUGUGAAGGAGGUCAGUGGAGCUGCCAGACUCUGCCGUGUCCUGGACACUGUUCUCUUGAAGGGGGAUCUCAUGUUCACACCUAUGAUGGUGGUCACUACAACUUUCAUGGAGACUGUAGUUACAUCUUUACUAAGGACUGUAAAACGAGCACGUUCACAGUGCUGGCCGAGCUCAGGAGAUGCGGCGUAACAGAUACUGAGACUUGUCUGAAGAGCGUUACCCUGUCCCUGGAUAAAGGAAAUAUUGUUGUCACAGUUAAAUCUUCUGGAACUGUUCUCCUGAAUGGCAUCUACACACAGAUACCUUUGGUCACAGAAAACAUUGCGGUUUUCCAGCCUUCCUCUUUUUACCUGAUUAUUCAGAGUUUCAAUGGAAUUCAAGUUCAAGUCCAGCUCUCACCUAUCAUGCAGCUGUUUGUGGUUCUGAAACCUAAAUUCCAGGGGGAUACAUGCGGUCUAUGCGGAGACUUUAACAAUGUGCGGACAGAUGAUUACCGAUCGAUGGGUGGAGUUUUGGAGGGGACGGCCGCUGCCUUUGCCAACACAUUUAGGAGUCAAGGAGAUUGUAAUGAUGUGAAAGAUAUAUAUGACAAUCCCUGCUCACUCAGCGUAGAAAAUGAGAAAUAUGCUCAGUAUUGGUGCUCUCUGCUCUCAGACACCAAUGGUCCUUUUGCCCCCUGUCAUGACACAGUAAAUCCCGUCAUAUACGAGAAGAACUGUAUGUACGACAGUUGUAACUACGAGAAGAGUGAGGACAGCGUGUGCGCAGCUAUGUCAUCCUAUGCCCGAGCCUGUGCCAUUGAGGGCGUCAGUCUGGAUGGGUGGAGAGACAGCUUCUGUGGUAAAUACACUAAUGACUGCCCUAAGAACUCUACUUACCAUUACUCCAUAAAGUCCUGCCAGAAAACCUGCCGCUCUCUGAGUGAGCCUGACCCCAGCUGCAGUGUCAGCUUCACCCCAUUGGACGGCUGCGGAUGCCCCAAGGGCACCUUCCUUGAUGACAGUGGGUCUUGUGUGCCAGCCAGGAUAUGCCCAUGUUAUUACAAAGGCUCCGUAAUUCCCCCAGGAGAGGUCAUUUAUGAUAACAAUGCCAUGUGUACCUGUCAAAGCGGUAGACUGAACUGUGUUGGAAAACCAUCCAGCUUUUCAGAUUGUCCAGCAAACAUGGUGUAUUUUGAUUGUGCUAAAGCUUCCAUGGGAGCUAAAGGUACUGAAUGCCAAAAGACCUGCCAGACCCUGGACAUGGAGUGUUUCAGCAUUCAGUGCGCCUCAGGGUGUAUGUGUGCCGGUGGACUUGUACUCAAUAAUAAGGGCAAAUGUAUCCCUGAAGAGGAGUGUCCUUGUGUACAUAAUGGUGAUAUCUACCACAGUGGUGACACCAUUCAGCAAGACUGUAACACAUGCGUCUGUAAGAACCGGAAAUGGCAGUGUACAAAUAAAGAAUGCUCCAAGACCUGUGCCGUUUAUGGAGAGGGGCAUUAUGUAACCUUUGAUGGGAAGCGUUAUGACUUUAAUGGAGCUUGUGAAUAUACUCUAACGCAGGAUUAUUGCACUUCCAACUCAGGAAAUGGGACGUUCCGAGUUCUGUCUGAGAACAUUCCGUGUGGGAGUAUUGGGGCCACUUGCUCUAAAGCCAUUAAAGUGUUUCUGGGGAACUUUGAGCUGAAGCUGAGUGAAGGAGUCUUUGAAGUUCUGGAGAGAGACAUUGGCAGUGAGGUCCCUUAUCAUGUCAGGCAGAUGGGUAUCUACCUUGUGAUUGAAGCCAAGGAUGGACUCAUUCUUAUGUGGGACAAGAAAACCAGCAUCUUAAUCAGGCUAAGCCCAGAAUUCAAGGGUAGCGUUUGUGGUCUUUGCGGUAAUUAUGAUGGCUCCGUGCCCAAUGAAUUUACUACAAGGAGUAUGUCCGUAGUUGUCAAUGAGCAAGAGUUUGGGAACAGCUGGAAAGCCUCUCCCACAUGCCCUGAUUCCCAACCAAUUAGAGACCCUUGUGUUGCCAACCCGUACCGCCAACCCUGGGCACAAAAACACUGCAGCAUCAUCAUGAGUCCUGUUUUUUCAAAGUGCCAAGCAAAGGUUGACCCCACACCUUACUACGAGGCAUGUGUACGAGACACCUGUGCGUGUGAUUCCGGAGGAGACUGUGAGUGUUACUGCACAGCUGUUGCCGCAUACGCCGCAGCCUGUAACGAUGCUGGAAUCUGUAUAGCGUGGAGAAGCCCUGAGAUUUGUCCUUUGUUCUGUGAUUACUACAAUCCGGAAGGUGAAUGUGAAUGGCACUACAAGCCGUGUGGAGCUCCCUGUAUGAAGACUUGUAGGAACCCCAGAGGAAAAUGCAUGAACCAGCUGCCAGGAUUAGAAGGGUGUUACCCACAAUGUCCCAAAGACCGUCCUUUCUUUGAUGAGGACAUAAUGCGAUGUGUUGCUCAAGCAAACUGUGGUUGUUAUGACGACGAUGGCAAACGAUACAGUGUUGGGGAUAUGGUUCCAUCCUAUAGAAAUUGUGAAACAUGUAUCUGCACUAAAAAGGGACGACGUUGUCAAACGGACCUCCGAGCUUGUUAUUGUUACUACGGAAAUAUGAAAUAUAACUAUGGGGAUGUCAUCUACAACACUACUGAUGGUAUUGGUGGCUGCAUAACAGCAACAUGCGCAUUUAAUGGAACCAUUAGCAGAAAUGUCUACCCAUGUGUCCCAACCACUGAAGCACCAACCACAACCUUCCAUUUUGAUACAACCACAUCAUCUCCAUCUUUAAAUCUCUCCACAACAGCUCCGGUGUCUCCAACCUCUGUAGUAUGCUUGGAGGAAGUCUGCAGCUGGUCAGUGUGGUAUGACAUCAAUAGGCCUAAAUAUGGUGAAAAUGAAGGUGAUAUUGAAACUUUUGAAAAGAUAGGAGAGAGAGGUCAUUCCAUUUGUAAGGUCCCAUCAAAGGUGGAAUGUCGAGCACAGAAGUUUCCUAAUAUUCCAGUUGAAGACUUGGGUCAGAUCAUUCAGUGUAACAAGUCUUUAGGCCUUAUUUGUAAAAAUCGAGACCAGUUUUCUCAGCUCUGCUUUAACUAUGAGAUCCGUAUACUUUGCUGUAGUUAUGUUCCCUGUGGGCAGUCAACCAAAUACCCUAAAACUUCACAACCCACCUCUGUGACACUCUUAGAAAAAACAAGUAUCCUUACCACUGAAAGCAUGAAAGUCACAACUAGACCGAUGACAACUAUGGAACACAGUGAAUCAACAACUAUUAAAGAAGAAGAAAACACUAGUCCAAAAGAUAUUGUGAUUACUGGUUCUCAAACUCCCAGUAAGUUAACAAGCUCACAGAGCACAUCAGGACUCACAUCAUCUAAUAGUAAUUGUGAAUCAGAAUGCCAAUGGUCAGACUGGUUUGAUUUAAAUGUCCCCAAUGAGGAAUCAUAUGGAGAAUCAGAAAGUCUUGAGGAUAUCAGAAAUGCAGGUUUUAAUAUAUGUGAAAAACCAACUAAUAUUGAGUGUAGAUCUGUACACUUUCCAGAAAUCCCACUUGAUGAAUUGCAACAGACUGUUCACUGUGAUAGUAAUAAUGGGCUUAUCUGCAGGAAUGAGGAACAGACUGGUGGUUUCGCCUUUUGUUACAACUAUGAAAUUCGAGUUCUUUGCUGCUCUGAAUGUAAUAUUACAACUGUCUUACCUUUAUCAUCUAUACAAACAGAUACUACUAUUUCUGUUACCACUGCAGUAUUUUCAACUAAAACAGCUUCUUCUGGAUCUGCUACUGACUUCCUUAAAUCAACACAUGGGUUUGAAGAAGAAAAAUCUACAUCUAAUAACCCAAUAUCAAUGAAAACUACUAAGGGAUCAACUGCAUCUAGAGAAACAUCUGCUAAAACAGUUGCUCCUAGUCUAAGUACAACUAAGCCAUCUUCUUCUAAGGCAUUCACUGCCUCUGUUGAAGUAACAACAAAGAGAGCCUCUGCCAGGAUUACAACAUCUAAGUAUUCAUCGGAGGAAGAAAGAACAUCCCACAAACCGAAUUCAAUGAAAACCACUAAAGUUUCUACAGCAUCUGGUGAAAUGACAUCUGCCAAAAAGUCUACUCAAUUUGAAAUUGGGACGACAAAAUUAGCAUCCUCAAAAUUAACGACAGGUUUCUACAGAUCAACAACUGGGUCAUCAGAAGAAGACUAUACAAUUCAUGAACCUAUUUCAACAAAACCUUCAAAAGUAUCAACUGCACGUCAAGAGGUGUUAAGUACUAAAACAGUUACACCUAGUGUUGAAACUAUGAAGUCAUCAUCUUCUAAGGUAUCCACUGCAUCAGUUGAAGUAACAUCAAAGGCAGCCUCUUCUAGGUUUACUACAAUGAUUAAGACAACAUCUAAACAUUUAUCUGAGGAAGAAAGUACACCUGGCAAACCCAUUUCAAUGAAAACUACUAAAUUUUCUACAGCUUCUGGUGAAGUAACAUCUGCUAAGAAGUCCACGCCAUUUGUGAUUGGAACCACAAAAGAAACAUCUUCAAAAGUAACAAGUUUCCACAAAUCAACAGCUGAGUCUUCAGAAGAAGAAUCUACAUCUCGCAAACCUAUUUCAACCAAACCUGCAAAAGUAUCAACUACAUAUGAAGAGUUAUCUAGUACUAAAACAGUUACUCCUGGUUUAAGAACAACUAAGCCAUCUUCUUCUAAGGUAUCCACUGCAUCAGUUGAAGUAACAUCAAAGGCAGCCUCUUCAAGGUUUACUACAAAGGUUGUUAAGACAACAUCUGAACAUUCUUCUGAGGAAGAAAGUACAUCUGGCAAACCCAUUUCAAUGAAAUCUACUAAAUUUUCUACAGCGUCUGGUGAAGUAACAUCUGCUAAGAAGUCCACACAUUUUGUGAUUGGCACAACAAAAGAAACAUCUUCAAAAGUAACAAGUUUCCACAAAUCAACAGCUGAGUCUUCAGAAGAAGAAUCUACAUCUCGCAAACCUAUUUCAACCAAACCUGCAAAAGUAUCAACUGCAUAUGAAGACUUAUCUAGUACUAAAACAGUUACUCCUGGUUUAAGAACAACUAAGCCAUCCUCUAAGGUAUCCACUGCAUCAGUUGAAGUAACAUCAAAGGCAGCCUCUUCAAGGUUUACUACAAAGAUUAAGACAACAUCUGAACAUUCAUCUGAGGAAGAAAGUACAUCUGGCAAACCCAUUUCAAUGAAAUCUACUAAAUUUUCUACAGCGUCUGGUGAAGUAACAUCUGCUAAGAAGUCCACACCAUUUGUGAUUGGCACAACAAAAGAAACAUCUUCAAAAGUAACAAGUUUCCACAAAUCAACAGCAGAGUCUUCAGAAGAAGAAUCUACAUCUCGUAAACCUAUUUCAACCAAACCUGCAAAAGUAUCAACUGCAUAUGAAGAGUUAUCUAGUACUAAAACAGUUACUCCUGGUUUAAGAACAACUAAGCCAUCUUCUUCUAAGGUAUCCACUGCAUCAGUUGAAGUAACAUCAAAGGCAGCCUCUUCUAGGUUUACUACAAAGAUUGUUAAGACAACAUCUGAACAUUCAUCUGAGGAAGAAAGUACAUCUGGCAAACCCAUUUCAAUGAAAUCUACUAAAUCUUUGACAGCGUCUGGUGAAGUAACAUCUGCUAAGAAGUCCACACCAUUUGUAAUUGGCACGACAAAAGAAACAUCUUCAAAAGUAACAAGUUUCCACAAAUCAACAGUUGAGUCUUCAGAAGAAGAAUCUACAUCACGUAAACCUAUUUCAACCAAACCUGCAAAAGUAUCAACUGCAUAUGAAGAGUUAUCUAGUACUAAAACAGUUACUCCUGGUUUAAGAACAACUAAGCCAUCUUCUUCUAAGGUAUCCACUGCAUCAGUUGAAGUAACAUCAAAGGCAGCCUCUUCUAGGUUUACUACAAAGAUUGUUAAGACAACAUCUGAACAUUCAUCUGAGGAAGAAAGUACAUCUGGCAAACCCAUUUCAAUGAAAUCUACUAAAUCUUCGACAGCGUCUGGUGAAGUAACAUCUGCUAAGAAGUCCACACAUUUUGUGAUUGGCACGACAAAAGAAACAUCUUCAAAAGUAACGAGUUUCCACAAAUCAACAGUUGAGUCUUCAGAAGAAGAAUCUACAUCACGUAAACCUAUUUCAACCAAACCUGCAAAAGUAUCAACUGCAUAUGAAGAGUUAUCUAGUACUAAAACAGUUACUCCUGUUGAAGUAACAUCAAAGGCAGCCUCUUCUAGGUUUACUACAAAGAUUGUUAAGACAACAUCUGAACAUUCAUCUGAGGAAGAAAGUACAUCUGGCAAACCCAUUUCAAUGAAAUCUACUAAAUUUUCUACAGCGUCUGGUGAAGUAACAUCUGCUAAGAAGUCCACACCAUUUGUGGUUGGCACGACAAAAGAAACAUCUUCAAAAGUAACAAGUUUCCACAAAUCAACAGCAGAGUCUUCAGAAGAAGAAUCUACAUCUCGUAAACCUAUUUCAACCAAACCUGCAAAAGUAUCAACUGCAUAUGAAGAGUUAUCUAGUACUCAAACAGUUACUCCUGGUUUAAGAACAACUAAGCCAUCUUCUUCUAAGGCAGCCUCUUCUAGGUUUACUACAAAGAUUGUUAAGACAACAUCUGAACAUUCAUCUGAGGAAGAAACUACAUCUGGCAAACCCAUUUCAAUGAAAUCUACUAAAUCUUCAACAGCGUCAGGUAUAGUAACAUCUGCUAAGAAGUCUACACCAUUUGUAAUUGGCACGACAAAAGAAACAUCUUCAAAAGUAACAAGUUUCCACAAAUCAACAGUUGAGUCUUCAGAAGAAGAAUCUACAUCACGUAAACCUAUUUCAACCAAACCUGCAAAAGUAUCAACUGCAUAUGAAGAGUUAUCUAGUACUAAAACAGUUACUCCUGGUUUAAGAACAACUAAGCCAUCUUCUUCUAAGGUAUCCACUGCAUCAGUUGAAGUAACAUCAAAGGCAGCCUCUUCUAGGUUUACUACAAUGAUUAAGACAACAUCUAAACAUUCAUCUGAGGAAGAAAGUACAUCUGGCAAACCCAUUUCAAUGAAAACUACUAAAUUUUCUACAAUUUCUGGUGAAGUAACAUCUGCUAAGAAGUCCACGCCAUUUGUGAUUGGAACCACAAAAGAAACAUCUUCAAAAGUAACAAGUUUCCACAAAUCAACAGCUGAGUCUUCAGAAGAAGAAUCUACAUCUCGCAAACCUAUUUCAACCAAACCUGCAAAAGUAUCAACUGCAUAUGAAGAGUUAUCUAGUACUAAAACAGUUACUCCUGGUUUAAGAACAACUAAGCCAUCUUCUUCUAAGGCAGCCUCUUCUAGGUUUACUACAAAGAUUGUUAAGACAACAUCUGAACAUUCAUCUGAGGAAGAAAGUACAUCUGGCAAACCCAUUUCAAUGAAAUCUACUAAAUUUUCUACAGCGUCUGGUGAAGUAACAUCUGCUAAGAAGUCCACACCUUUUGUGAUUGGAACCACAAAAGAAACAUCUUCAAAAGUAACAAGUUUCCACAAAUCAACAGCUGAGUCUUCAGAAGAAGAAUCUACAUCUCGCAAACCUAUUUCAACCAAACCUGCAAAAGUAUCAACUGCAUAUGAAGAGUUAUCUAGUACUAAAACAGUUACUCCUGGUUUAAGAACAACUACGCCAUCCUCUUCUAAGGUAUCCACUGCAUCAAUUAAGACAACAUCUGAACAUUCAUCUGAGGAAGAAAGUACAUCUGGCAAACCCAUUUCAAUGAAAUCUACUAAAUCUUCGACAGCGUCUGGUGAAGUAACAUCUGCUAAGAAGUCCACACCAUUUGUAAUUGGCACGACAAAAGAAACAUCUUCAAAAGUAACAAGUUUCCACAAAUCAACAGUUGAGUCUUCAGAAGAAGAAUCUACAUCACGUAAACCUAUUUCAACCAAACCUGCAAAAGUAUCAACUGCAUAUGAAGAGUUAUCUAGUACUAAAACAGUUACUCCUGGUUUAAGAACAACUAAGCCAUCUUCUUCUAAGGCAGCCUCUUCUAGGUUUACUACAAAGAUUGUUAAGACAACAUCUGAACAUUCAUCUGAGGAAGAAAGUACAUCUAGCAAACCCAUUUCAAUGAAAUCUACUAAAUUUUCUACAGCGUCUGGUGAAGUAACAUCUGCUAAGAAGUCCACACCAUUUGUGAUUGGCACGACAAAAGAAACAUCUUCAAAAGUAACAAGUUUCCACAAAUCAACAGUUGAGUCUUCAGAAGAAGAAUCUACAUCUCAUAAACCUAUUUCAACAAAACCUGUAAAAUUAUCAACUGCAUAUGAAGAGUUAUCUAGUACCAAAACAGUUACUCCUGGUUUAAGAACAACUAAGCCAUCCUCUUCUAAGAUAUCCACUGCAUCAGUUGAAGUAACAUCAAAGGCAGCCUCUUCAAAGUUUACUACAAAGAUUAAGACAACAUCUGAACAUUCAUCUGAGGAAGAAAGUACAUCUGGCAAACCCAUUUCAAUUAAAUAUACUAAAUUUUCUACAGCAUCUGGUGAAGUAACAUCUGCUAAGAAGUCCACGCCAUUUGUGAUUGGAACCACAAAAGAAACAUCUUCAAAAGUAACAAGUUUCCACAAAUCAACAGCUGAGUCUUCAGAAGAAGAAUCUACAUCUCGUAAACCUAUUUCAACCAAACCUGCAAAAGUAUCAACUGCAUAUGAAGAGUUAUCUAGUACUAAAACAGUUACUCCUGGUUUAAGAACAACUAAGCCAUCUUCUUCUAAGGCAGCCUCUUCUAGGUUUACUACAAAGAUUGUUAAGACAACAUCUGAACAUUCAUCUGAGGAAGAAAGUACAUCUGGCAAACCCAUUUCAAUGAAAUCUACAAAAUUUUCUACAGCGUCUGGUGAAGUAACAUCUGCUAAGAAGUCCACACCAUUUGUGAUUGGCACGACAAAAGAAACAUCUUCAAAAGUAACAAGUUUCCACAAAUCAACAGUUGAGUCUUCAGAAGAAGAAUCUACAUCUCGUAAACCUAUUUCAACCAAACCUGCAAAAGUAUCAACUGCAUAUGAAGAGUUAUCUAGUACUAAAACAGUUACUCCUGGUUUUAGAACAACUAAGCCAUCUUCUUCUAAGGCAGCCUCUUCUAGGUUUACUACAAAGAUUGUUAAGACAACAUCUGAACAUUCAUCUGAGGAAGAAAGUACAUCUGGCAAACCCAUUUCACUGAAAUCUACUAAAUCUUCGACAGCGUCUAGUAUGGUAACAUCUGCUAAGAAGUCAACACCAUUUGUAAUUGGCACGACAAAAGAAACAUCUUCAAAAGUAACAAGUUUCCACAAAUCAACAGUUGAGUCUUCAGAAGAAGAAUCUACAUCACGUAAACCUAUUUCAACCAAACCUGCAAAAGUAUCAACUGCAUAUGAAGAGUUAUCUAGUACUAAAACAGUUACUCCUGUUGAAGUAACAUCAAAGGAAGCCUCUUCUAGGUUUACUACAAUGAUUAAGACAACAUCUAAACAUUCAUCUGAGGAAGAAAGUACAUCUGGCAAACCCAUUUCAAUGAAAUCUACUAAAUUUUCUACAGCGUCUGGUGAAGUAACAUCUGCUAAGAAGUCCACACCUUUUGUGAUUGGAACCACAAAAGAAACAUCUUCAAAAGUAACAAGUUUCCACAAAUCAACAGCUGAGUCUUCAGAAGAAGAAUCUACAUCACGCAAACCUAUUUCAACUAAACCUGCAAAAGUAUCAACUGCAUAUGAAGAGUUAUCUAGUACUAAAACAGUUACUCCUGGUUUAAGAACAACUAAGCCAUCCUCUUCUAAGGCAGCCUCUUCAAGGUUUACUACAAAGAUUAAGACAACAUCUGAACAUUCAUCUGAGGAAGAAAGUACAUCUGGCAAACCCAUUUCAAUGAAAUCUACUAAAUUUUCUACAGCGUCUGGUGAAGUAACAUCUGCUAAGAAGUCCACACCAUUUGUGAUUGGCACGACAAAAGAAACAUCUUCAAAAGUAACAAGUUUCCACAAAUCAACAGCUGAGUCUUCAGAAGAAGAAUCUACAUCUCGCAAACCUAUUUCAACCAAACCUGCAAAAGUAUCAACUGCAUAUGAAGAGUUAUCUAGUACUAAAACAGUUACUCCUGGUUUAAGAACAACUAAGCCAUCUUCUUCUAAGGCAGCCUCUUCUAGGUUUACUACAAAGAUUGUUAAGACAACAUCUGAACAUUCAUCUGAGGAAGAAAGUACAUCUGGCAAACCCAUUUCAAUGAAAUCUACUAAAUCUUCGACAGUGUCUGGUGAAGUAACAUCUGCUAAGAAGUCCACACCAUUUGUUAUUGGCACGACAAAAGAAACAUCUUCAAAAGUGACAAGUUUCCACAAAUCAACAGUUGAGUCUUCAGAAGAAGAAUCUACAUCACGUAAACCUAUUUCAACCAAGGCUGCAAAAGCAUCAACUGCAUAUGAAGAGUUAUCUAGUACUAAAACAGUUACUCCUGGUUUAAGAACAACUAAGCCAUCCUCUUCUAAGGCAGCCUCUUCAAGGUUUACUACAAAGAUUAAGACAACAUCUGAACAUUCAUCUGAGGAAGAAAGUACAUCUGGCAAACCCAUUUCAAUGAAAUCUACUAAAUUUUCUACAGUGUCUGGUGAAGUAACAUCUGCUAAGAAGUCCACACCAUUUGUGAUUGGCACGACAAAAGAAACAUCUUCAAAAGUAACAAGUUUUCACAAAUCAACAGCUGAGUCUUCAGAAGAAGAAUCUACAUCUCGCAAACCUAUUUCAACCAAACCUGCAAAAGUAUCAACUGCAUAUGAAGAGUUAUCUAGUACUAAAACAGUUACUCCUGGUUUAAGAACAACUAAGCCAUCUUCUUCUAAGGCAGCCUCUUCUAGGUUUACUACAAAGAUUGUUAAGACAACAUCUGAACAUUCAUCUGAGGAAGAAAGUACAUCUGGCAAACCCAUUUCAAUGAAAUCUACUAAAUCUUCGACAGUGUCUUGUGAAGUAACAUCUGCUAAGAAGUCCACACCAUUUGUUAUUGGCACGACAAAAGAAACAUCUUCAAAAGUGACAAGUUUCCACAAAUCAACAGUUGAGUCUUCAGAAGAAGAAUCUACAUCUCAUAAACCUAUUUCAACCAAGGCUGCAAAAGCAUCAACUGCAUAUGAAGAGUUAUCUAGUACUAAAACAGUUACUCCUGGUUUAAGAACAACUAAGCCAUCCUCUUCUAAGGUAUCCACUGCAUCAGUUGAAGUAACAUCAAAGGCAGCCUCUUCAAGGUUUACUACAAAGAUUGUUAAGACAACAUCUGAACAUUCAUCUGAGGAAGAAAGUACAUCUAGCAAACCCAUUUCAAUGAAAUCUACUAAAUUUUCUACAGCGUCUGGUGAAGUAACAUCUGCUAAGAAGUCCACACCAUUUGUGAUUGGCACGACAAAAGAAACAUCUUCAAAAGUAACAAGUUUCCACAAAUCAACAGCUGAGUCUUCAGAAGAAGAAUCUACAUCACGUAAACCUAUUUCAACCAAACCUGCAAAAGUAUCAACUGCAUAUGAAGAGUUAUCUAGUACUAAAACAGUUACUCCUGGUUUAAGAACAACUAAGCCAUCAUCUUCUAAGAUAUCCACUGCAUCAAUUAAGACAACAUCUGAACAUUCAUCUGAGGAAGAAAGUACAUCUGGCAAACCCAUUUCAAUUAAAUCUACUACAUUUUCUACAGCAUCAGGUGAAGUAACAUCUGCUAAGAAGUCCACACCAUUUGUGAUUGGAACAACAAAAGAAACAUCUUCAAAAGUAACAAGUUUCCACAAAUCAACAGCUGAGUCUUCAGAAGAAGAAUCUACAUCUCGUAAACCUAUUUCAACCAAACCUGCAAAAGUAUCAACUGCAUAUGAAGAGUUAUCUAGUACUAAAACAGUUACUCCUGGUUUAAGAACAACUAAGCCAUCAUCUUCUAAGGUAUCCACUGCAUCAAUUAAGACAACAUCUGAACAUUCAUCUGAGGAAGAAAGUACAUCUGGCAAACCCAUUUCAAUUAAAUCUACUAAAUUCUCUACAGCAUCUGGUGAAGUAACAUCUGCUAAGAAGUCCACGCCAUUUGUGAUUGGGACCACAAAAGAAACAUCUUCAAAAGUAACAAGUUUCCACAAAUCAACAGCUGAGUCUUCAGAAGAAGAAUCUACAUCUCGUAAACCUAUUUCAACCAAACCUGCAAAAGUAUCAACUGCAUAUGAAGAGUUAUCUAGUACUAAAACAGUAUCCACUGCAUCUGGUGAAGUAACGUCUGCUAAGAAGUCCACUCCAUUUAAUUUUAAGACAACAUCUGAACAUUUAUCUGAGGAAGAAAGUACAUCUGGCAAACCCAUUUCAAUUAAAACUACUAAAGUUUCUACAGCAUCUGGUGAAAUGACAUCUGCUAAGAAAUCAACUCACCUUCAAAUUGAAACCACAAAAGAAGCAUCAUCAAAACUUACAACAGCUUUCCACAAGUCAACAGUUGGAUCAUCAGAAGAAAAUACAUCCCAAAAAUAUUCUUCAACAAAACCUUCAAAAGUUUCAACUGCAUAUGAAGAGUUAUCUAGUACCAAAACAGUUACUCCUGGUUUAAGAACAACUAAGCCAUCAUCUUCUAAGGUAUCCACUGCAUCAGUUGAAGUAACAUCAAAGGCAGCCUCUUCUAGGUUUACUACUAAGAUUAAGACAACAUCUGAACAUUCAUUUGAGGAAGAAAGUACAUCUGGCAAACCAAUUUCAAUGAAAUCUACAAAAUUUUCUACAGCAUCUGGUGAAGUAACAUCUGCUAAGAAGUCCACACCAUUUGUGAUUGGCACCACAAAAGAAACAUCUUCAAAAGUAACAAGUUUACACAAAUCAACAGCUGAGUCUUCAGAAGAAGAAUCUACAUCUCGUAAACCUAUUUCAACCAAACCUGCAAAAGUAUCAACUGCAUAUGAAGAGUUAUCUAGUACUAAAAAAGUUUCUCCUGGUGUAAGUACAACUAAGCCAUCCUCUUCUAAGGUAUCCACUGCAUCUGUUGAAGUAACAUCAAAGGCAGCCACUUCUAGGUUGACUACUAAGGCUCUCAAGACAACAUCUGAACUUUCAUCUGAGGAAGAACAUACAUCUGGCAAACCCAUUUCUAUGAAAACUACAAAACUUUCUACAGCACCUGGGGAAGUAACGUCUGUUAAGAACUCCACUCCAUUUGUGAUUGGCACCACAAACAAAGCAUCUUCAAAAGUAACAACAGUCUUCCUGAAGUCAACAACUGGGUCAUCAGAAGAAGAAUUUACAUUUCGUACACCAGUUCCAACAAGAACUAUCAUAACAACUGCAUAUGGAGAUUUGUCAAGUACUAAAACAGUUACUCCUGGUGUAGUUUUAACUAAGUCAGCCUCUUCUAAGGUAUCCACUGCAUCUAUUGAAGUACCAACAUCAUCAUCCAAAUUUAGUACAGAGUAUUCUAAAAAAACAUCUAAACAACCAUUGGAAGAAAUGACAAGUUCACAUAAAGCAAUAUCAAUGAAAACUACUAAAUUGUCCACUGCAUUAAAUGGAAAUAUAUCAACAGAGACAUCCACGUUUGGUGUUUUAAGUACUGCAAAGCAAUCAUCUUCCAAAUUUACUACAGGCUUCUACAGAUCAACUACUAAGUCUUCAAAUGAAGACAAUACAUCCCAUAAGUCCACUUUAAUGAAAACUACCAAGUGUAUGUGUAGUGUUAAUGGAACUUUGGUUCCACCUGGUGAAAUGUUAUACAACACAACUGAUAAUGCUGGUUGGUGUUUCUAUGCACGAUGCAAUGAGAGUUGCCAAGUGGAGAGGUACAGUGAAGAAUGUCAUAGGUCUACCGCUCCGACCAUUGCAAGUAGCACCAAAACAGCAAAAACAGUCACUCCUAGCACAGUUACUGUCAUCUCUACAAAGACAAGUAGCUCAACAAUAGAGAAGAGUACAAAAACAUCUACAACAAGAACGUCCACAUCAAGAACCAGCUAUACCAGCACUCCCUCUUAUGAGUGCAGUGCGGUAACUCCUCCCAGAAAGUUGAGUGAAACUUGGGUAAUGGACAAGUGUACAAAUGCAACUUGCACUGGCAAAAAUGAGAUAAUUAUGAACACAAUGAAAUGCGCACCUAUUAAUAACUUGGUCUGUGCUAACCGCUUUCAACCUAAGAAGACAUUUGACGAGAGUGGUUGCUGCUAUCAAAAUGAGUGUGAAUGUGUCUGUGGCGGAUGGGGUGUGGCUCAUUACAUCACCUUUGAUGGCACCUACUACGAUUUCGGUGGCAAAUGCACAUAUGUCCUGGUCCAGCAGAUCACACCACGCUUUGACCAUUUCAGAGUUUAUAUCGACAAUUUCUCUUGUAACCCAGAUGAUCCUGAUUGUGUUAAGACUCUUCGCAUCAUGUACAAGACUGACACAGUAGUGCUAAUUUCUCAAGAAGUGAACAACCGACCUUUUAACAAGGUGUAUUUCAAUGAGGAGAGAGUUUAUCCAGCAUUCUCCCUAAAUGGCAUAAACAUCAUUAACUCUGGUAUAUUUUUGGUUGUGGAGAUACCAGAGCUGGGAGCAUAUAUUUCAUUUAAUGUUUUGAGCUUCACCAUCAAGCUGCCUUACAGCAAAUUCUUUGGCAAUACCGAAGGCCACUGUGGAAAAUGCUCUAACAAUCGCCUUGAUGAUUGCAUCUUGCCCAGUGGAUCUUUGGCACCAUCGUGUGUUCAAAUGGCAGGAGACUGGGGUGCGCCAGGUCAAGAUCCAUCUUCCUGCAGCCCUAUUCCCACCACCACCACUAGAUCUACUCUCCGAUCAUCCACCUACUCCUCUGUAUAUUACUCCACACUAUUAUCCAGUAAAACCAAGACAUCUUCAUCAAGUCACCCAGCCAGUUUGCCCCCAAUGUCUUCAUCAAGUCGGGGAACUACUGUGAUAUCUCUUCCGCCCUCUACGAGCACUAGUACUAUUGCAGCCACUAGAACCGAGGAGCCCUGCAACCCUCCUGAUGUUUGCAAAACUAUUCUGAGCAGCGUAUUUGAGAUGUGCCACCAGGUUGUUCCUCCAGAACCAUUCUACCAGGCCUGUGUAAAUGACGGAUGCACUAAAAACGAGGGUCCCAUCAUAUGCUCCAACUUGGAGGCCUAUGCCAGGCUCUGUGCUAUACAGGGUGUCUGUGUGGAUUGGAGAAACAGUACUCAUGGUGUUUGCCCUAAAAAUUGUCCUACAAACCAGGUAUAUAAGGCAUGUGGCCCCCCAGUAGAACCUACCUGUAACUCCAGAUACAACAAAGAAUAUGUUGAAAAUGCACCACAUUACCUUGUGGAAGGAUGUUACUGUCCUGAGGGAACCACACUAUUCAAUACAAUUUCUGAUCAAUGCGUCUCAUCUUGUGGAUGUACUGGUCCAGAUGGAAUGCCCAAACAGCCUGGAGAAGUUUGGGACAGUAAUUGUCAGACCUGUAUGUGUGACAACAUGACAAUGAGUGUGCAGUGUGCAGCUUACUCUUGUGCCUCAACCAUCCCUGCACCCUGCACUGAGGAGGGGACAAUGCCAGUGUCUGUGCCUGACCCUGCCCACCCCUGCUGCCAGAUCACAGAGUGCCGUUGUAAUACCAGCCUCUGCUCCGGUGUGAAGAAGACUUGCAAGCCUGGUUAUGAAGCUGUGCCUGAGAUGCCAGUUGGCACGUGCUGCCCGGUGUACAGAUGUGUGCCCAAAGGUGUCUGUGUGCAGAAUGGAACGGAGUAUCAGCCUGGAGCUGUUGUUCCUGACCAAAACCCCUGUGAUAGGUGUAUAUGCAAUAAUGCAAUGACUGACAUGUCAGGCCUACAUACUGUUACCUGCAGCCCAAUCCCAUGUAACAAGCAAUGCCCAGAGGGGUCAGAGUAUCAGGAGCUUCCAGGCCAAUGCUGUGGAACCUGUGUGCAAACUCACUGUGUCAUGGAUCUGCCUGAUGACUCAGUUUUCUUGCUUAAGCCUGGAGAAGUAUGGUCCCCUCCUGGAGACAGCUGUACUCAGUAUGAGUGUGUGAUGCAGAAGGGCAAGUUAAUUAAUGUAGUCUCCAAAAAGACCUGUCCAGUGAUCAACCUAGAAGAAUGUGUCCCGGGAACAAUCGAAAAAGAUCCCAGCGGUUGCUGUCUAACCUGUGUCCCAGAGCCUAAGAAGUGCCAAAUGAAAAAGGCCCAAAACAUCAUCCUUCAGAACAACUGUUCUUCCGUUUCACCCGUUGUGAUGUCAUACUGCCAAGGGAAUUGUGGAAGUUCCUCCAUAUAUUCCGAAGAGACACGGUCAAUGGAGCACAAAUGCAGCUGUUGUCAGGAGACAAAAUUGGUAAAGAAAACAAUCAGUUUAAUGUGCCCGUCAGGAAAGACAAUGGAAUAUUCCUACAUCGAUGUCAAGAGCUGCGCUUGCGUUGACACUCACUGUGUGAAGUAUAAAGAUAGUCAGCAAGAAAGUGUUGAAUAUGAAAAUUCUGAAGAUAGCGACACUAAUGAAAACUAG
Bombina bombina (fire-bellied toad) is the source of this 17538-nucleotide messenger RNA. RefSeq names its product mucin-5B-like. NCBI's taxonomy places the organism in Eukaryota, Metazoa, Chordata, Amphibia, Anura, Bombinatoridae. Gene Ontology annotation, cellular component: extracellular matrix. The transcript has 64 exons. Bases 1 to 17538 code for a protein of 5845 amino acids. The record is from RefSeq and is a predicted model, not a curated record. Gene Ontology annotation, molecular function: protein binding.